Molecule: messenger RNA, 603 nt
Organism: Sodiomyces alkalinus F11
Lineage: Eukaryota; Fungi; Ascomycota; Sordariomycetes; Glomerellales; Plectosphaerellaceae
Exons: 1
Coding region: 187-495 (102 amino acids)
Source: RefSeq, a predicted model, not a curated record
GAAGAGGUUAACCAAUAGUCUCACUACGAUUACAGUACGGCUCCAAUUCGCAUCUCCACACCAUCUAAUCGCUCUUCCGGUAUUGGCCGAACCAAAACCUCCAAAGGUACAAUAUUAGUGUACUUGUUGGUCACCACCAUCGGAACCUCACGGACCAUCUCGGGAACAGGGAAACCACGACGCUACAUGCAUGCAUGUCAUUCUUACCCAGACCUCGACGUCAGGAUUUUAGUAGAGGCAUCAACUUCCCCUCCAACGGUCGUGGAUUCCAUUUCGUCCCCCCAUCUAAGAGCAAUAAUUUCGGCGAGAACAAAAUCAAUAUAUCACAAUCCCGAUCGCCACCACCAUCACCAUCACCAUCACAAACGGACGUACCCUGCUAUAUUUCAUGCCGACCUCUUCACGCCCAUAGCAGACCCACCUGGCGAUCUUACGGUACCCUUUCGGCCGGAAACGAUCAUACAACUGCAUAGCAAGAACGUUCUUCUUGUCUGAAGAUCAGAACUUGCCGAUAUCGCCUCACCUUUACCCCCAAAGACGGAAUUUCUGGACUAGUCGCGCAACGCGGAGCGCUGGCGACAUCACACGGCGAAGCUACAAGCA